Molecule: messenger RNA, 1635 nt
Organism: Protomyces lactucae-debilis
Lineage: Eukaryota; Fungi; Ascomycota; Taphrinomycetes; Taphrinales; Protomycetaceae
Product: cyclin-like protein
Exons: 2
Coding region: 109-1551 (480 amino acids)
Biological process (GO): G2/M transition of mitotic cell cycle; regulation of cyclin-dependent protein serine/threonine kinase activity
Cellular component (GO): cytoplasm; cyclin-dependent protein kinase holoenzyme complex; nucleus
Molecular function (GO): cyclin-dependent protein serine/threonine kinase regulator activity
Source: RefSeq, a predicted model, not a curated record
AAACAUUCCACGCAGCUCAACUCAACUCAUCCACCGCAGGCUCCAGCUCCAGCUUCAGCUCCCCAUAUACCUCUCUCCUCCUCCUCCCCAAUCAAGCGUCCAGCCAGCAUGAACGGCACCCGGAGAAGCACACGCAGCACAACAGACACAGCACAACAAGAUGAAAACGCACGGCCAACGCGUCUCACACGCGCACGAUCAGCGCAACCUCUUGUUGCUGCAAAGACUAUGCAACAGUCUACCGUCUCUGUACAUGUCGCAGGUACAGCAGCAGACAAAGUGACGCGUAAACGGGCAGCCAUGACGGAUGUCUCGAAUCGGCACAAUGGCGUGGCUUCACAGAGUAGUACAGUGACUGCUGGUACAAGCAAGAAGGCAGGGAUCAAGCAGGUGGUCGCAGUGCAGCGUACAAAGUCUGAACAGCCUGCACAGUCAUCAGCGGUGGAGAAGCGGAAAGCUGCGCGUCUCACUAAACAGUCCACCUCCACCACGUCAAGUUCCAUCACUGAGGAAGAACCACCCUUCAAGCGUGGCAAGUCAGAAGGAGAGCCCACACCUGCUGUUGUCCAGACCUCUUCUACUAUUGCGCCUGCCGUCUUGUCUGAACUGUCAGAGAAUGCUGCUACACUCACAACAAGACCACGCGCUACGUCACCACAACAAGAGCCUGUUCAGCUCUGGGAUGAUUUGGACGCCGAAGACUCAGAUGAUCCCCUUAUGGUCUCUGAAUACGUGAACGAAAUCUUUGAGUACUUGCGUGUCCAAGAAAUCAAGCUCAUGCCAAACCAGCUCUACAUGCAAAAGCAAGAUGAGAUCAAUUGGAAGAUGCGUGGUAUCCUGCUCGACUGGCUGGUCGAGGUGCAUCAGAAAUUCAGAUUGCUCCCCGAGACCUUGUUUUUGGCAGUCAACAUUGUUGAUCGCUUUUUGGGAUUACGCAUGUGUUCAUUGCAGAAGCUACAGUUGGUUGGCAUUACUGCGUUGUUUGUUGCGAGCAAGUACGAGGAAGUCAUGUGUCCCUCUGUGCAAAACUUCAUCUACAUGGCAGAUGGCGGCUACACAGAUGACGACGUACUCAAGGCAGAACAAUAUAUUCUGCAAGUACUCGACUUCAACCUGGCCUACCCAAACCACAUGAACUUUCUACGACGCAUCAGUAAAGCCGACAAUUAUGACAUUCAGGUGCGCACUGUUGCCAAGUACUUACUGGAGGUAUGCAUGCUCGAUCACACAUUCAUGGUCUACCCUCCGUCACUACAAUCCGCAGCAGCCAUGUACCUUUCUCGUGCCAUGCUGGGUCGUGGUGAGUGGGACCACAAUUUGCAUCACUACAGCGGUUAUUCGGAACAGGAAGUCAUGGUUUGCGUACACCAGCUCAUCGAUGCUUUACGCAAACCAGUCAAAUUUGAGGCCUUGUUCAAGAAGUAUGCGAGCAAGAAGUUCAUCAAGGCCAGUUUGUACGUACGAGACUGGUGCAAGAAGCAACACAACGUGGAUCCGAUCUUUGACAAAGGCGGUGAUGCGAAAUACCUGGUCGAGAAUGAUUAUGAGUAAAGGCUGCCUUUUGUCUUUUCUGGACCCACCCUGUACGUCAACACCUCAUUUGGAUGCUUUGGACUGCAUCCAUCACACCAUCUU